Molecule: messenger RNA, 3656 nt
Organism: Carcharodon carcharias (great white shark)
Lineage: Eukaryota; Metazoa; Chordata; Chondrichthyes; Lamniformes; Lamnidae
Gene: lin7c
Product: lin-7 homolog C (C. elegans)
Exons: 5
Coding region: 49-648 (199 amino acids)
Biological process (GO): maintenance of epithelial cell apical/basal polarity; neurotransmitter secretion; protein localization to basolateral plasma membrane
Cellular component (GO): synapse; cell-cell junction; basolateral plasma membrane
Molecular function (GO): L27 domain binding
Source: RefSeq, a predicted model, not a curated record
AGUGGAUCCUUUAUUUUUUUUCCCCCCCCCCUGCUGGAAGGCUCUGGAAUGGCGCUGGUGAUGGAGCCGAUCCGCCUGGAUAGAGAUGUUUCCCGAGCUAUUGAACUACUGGAGAAGUUGCAAAGGAGUGGAGAGGUGCCACCCCAGAAGCUGCAGGCUUUGCAAAGAGUACUUCAGAGUGAAUUCUGUGUUGCUGUGCGAGAAGUUUAUGAACAUGUAUAUGAAACUGUGGAUAUUAAUAGUAGUCCAGAGGUGAGAGCCAAUGCUACUGCUAAGGCAACAGUGGCAGCAUUUGCUGCAAGUGAAGGUCACUCGCAUCCAAGAGUUGUGGAGCUACCCAAGACAGAUGAAGGACUAGGAUUCAAUAUCAUGGGUGGAAAGGAGCAAAACUCUCCUAUAUACAUAUCCCGCAUCAUUCCAGCUGGCAUUGCUGAUCGUCACGGAGGUCUGAAACGUGGAGACCAGCUCCUAUCUGUCAAUGGAGUGAGUGUUGAAGGAGAACACCAUGAAAAAGCAGUUGAGCUCCUUAAAGCUGCCCAUGGAACUGUUAAAUUAGUCGUUAGAUACACACCAAAAGUUCUGGAAGAAAUGGAAUCGCGAUUUGAGAAAAUGAGGUCAGCAAAACGCAGACAGCAAAUCAACUAUUAAUCAUUUUGAUACUUCAUUACUUUAUUUUACAUGACAGCUGGGAUUUCCUAAUGUGUUCUUCUUGCUAUUGAUGUGACAUGAUCAGGCAGUGUCAUACUCAAAUUAGUUAGUCACACUGACAGUACACCACAAUAAUGCAUUCUUGCUUAUUGUUAAUCCACUGUUAGAUUUACAGUGAAGUCAGUUUAAAUAUGUUUCAACUAUUCAUAUUUUUAAAUCAAAUAAUUAUUUCUUUUCUUAAUUUGUAAGUGCUGAAAAAUAUCACGAGGCACUUCUGUGUUGAUGUGCUAUCGAUGGCAGGAAUGGGACAUUUCCUCUAAAUAGUGCGUUAUAGUGAAAUUGAGGCAAACUCUACCCCUGCGGUCCAACUGCAACAGUGAAAAAGAGAGGCUUGGAAAACAAGCAUCUCCUCCAAAGUGGGUGGACGGUACAGGUAUAGUAAAAGAAGGAAGAACAGCACCCAAGUUAUGGUCCUCCACUUAAUUGCUACUGAAUUGGAGCCUGACUACCAAUUGAAAUAUCUACGGAGAAAGGGAGUUGCUGAUUUUGUCCAUGUUCAGAUGAUAGACGCAGAAAAUCAUCAGAGCAAAGCAGUAACUUAGGAAAUUCAGGGAUAGAGUUGCUUGAACUGUUCCAGUAUUACUUUGCAGUCCUUGUGAUUUCCCUUAUUAUGUUCAGCACUUGCCAAUUAAGCCAUCAGCAAAACAGGGAUGGGGGCUGGGUGGAAUAUAUAAAAGGAUGUAGAGUUCCUAACUUUUUCAAAUUAUUGGAUAUUGCUUGAAAGGCACAUUCAUGGUGAGACUUGCUCUUCAAAAUAGCUAAGAGUUGUCCAUUUUCUACACAACUUUAUCAAAUGAAUAAUCUGUUGUGCUAUUUAUCCCAGAAGUGAUCACAUUCCUUUCAGUAAUUGAACUGUUCUUACUCAGGUUUCUAUUCCAGUAAAAUUUGAUAACAGAAUAAAUUAGUUAGUCUAUACCAAGUAAUUUGAGAUGUGACAGCACCUUAGUGUUGCUUGUUGCUAAUUGCCCUGUAUUUAUCUGUUCAACCCACUUCCAAGUGAAAGGAAGACAUAUCAACUUGACUUUACUUCAGGCCUGAUUUACACCCCUUUUUAUAUUUUUUAACACUAUUCGAAGCUCAGAAGUCAUAGUAUGCCCAGCCAUGCCACUUUGGCCUAUCCAGACUGUUGUCCAGUGCAUGAAAUUUAUGGGCAGAUUUAAGGAGGAAUUCAAAAUUCACUCUUGGCUCACAUUUGUAUAAAAUUAAUUGUGGGUUCAGUUUAAGUGUCAGCCUCCAACAACAUUUUUAAAUCUCAUAAUAACUCAAUCAGAGAUUACCAAAUUUUAUUAGACUCAAAAUUGAAUACUUUUUAAUGAGGCUUCUGUUAAUUGACUUCUUGCUUCAGCUUUUCUACCACUUAUGAAGCCAAUAAUUUUUACAGAACAGUUUUUUGUAUUAGUACAUCUUAAUUUUUGUACCAGCUUUUAUAUAAAAGGCAGCUCGGUAGCUCUGAAGUUGAACAGGCAAAAGCCGUAUUGGUUUCUUCAAUCAUUGGUUGUCCUUAUAAGACUAAAAAAAAGCAACCACACGAACCUUUGAAAAUCUUCAAACAUGUUGCAAUCUUUUGGUCAUAAAUGUCUCAUGGUGAUAGGAACUGAAGCAAAUCUCUGAAUUAUUUUGCUUGUAGAUUGUUUAAACAAGUGGAUAUUUAAAAGAAGCCUUUUUCUAGCACUACUACCUAUUGACUUACCUUGUACUACACUAAAUAACAACACUUUGUGUUUGUUCACUUACAAAAAUUUUGUAUUUCCACUUUUUUCUGAAUGACUGGGGCUACUCCUGAUUAAUUAGAGUAUUAUACAACUGAUUGUAAGAGAACCUUGUAUUUUUUUUUCAAAUUUGCGUGUCAGAAAUGUAUGCUUUUCAACCUGUAGCUGUUGUCAGUUUAUGCUGUGCUGUGUAAUGAUAUGCGGUUGUAUUUGUGUUUAAAUAGAAAUCAGAUCGAACAUUGGUGUUCGCAGUUGUUCAUUUUGCUCAAAUGUUUAUCUAGUUUGGCUGAAUUGAAUAUUGUUUCUGAGCAUUGCAAUCCUUUUAAACUGAAGAAUCUACAUAUCAAGUGUGGUGAUAUGGGAAACAAUUUUGACAUCUUUACCGAAUUUUAAUGAUUCAGGUUCUGACGUGAACCUGAAAAUGCACGUUUUUUUUUUUUCUUGCCUCUUUUCAAAGGAAAAACCACGGAUUUGUUUAAAUCCGAAAUGGUUUUUUUUAGAUACCUUUAGUCUGUUUAUUGUACAAUAUUUGUAUUAAAUUCUGUUCCAACCAUGUUUUAUUGUUGAAAUCUUAAGAUGUUUGUUAAAAUUUAUUUUUGUUUCCUGGUUCCAACAUGGUGUGAAGACUUAAUUCACUUCGUGCACUGAUGUUGAACCUUGAUUUUAAAUACAUUCUUUUGAACAUUUGAGGACUCUUCCAAAAUGUCUAACGCCAGAUGUUGAGAAUCAAAUAUGACGCAUCAGCCUUUGUUACCACUUGCAUCAAGUUACUGGAGUCUGAUCAAAUCUGAGCAACUUUAAUUGUAUUGCAGCAAUGCCUAUCUGCUACUGUCUCCUAGCAAGGAAAACUUAUUGCAACAAAUAUUAUCAAAAUUAUAAAAACCAUGCCAUUUGGAUAAUUACGUGAUCAGUAAUGUCAGUUCAAUAAAUUCUUUGCUUUUAGAAUCAACUGAUCAUUAGCACUGAAGGGAAAAAAAUUAUGUCUAUUUGUGGGUAAAAUAAUACUGCAGGACCCAAAGAGAAGCUUAUAGUGGUUAAAACUCAAACAUAAUUGUGAAUGGUAUCUAAUUUUGUUUGUAUCUGUGUAUAAUGACUUUCUAAAAGAUAAAUCUACUGUGCGCUGGGGAUCUUGUUUGUAACCAGUUAAAAUUAUAUGCUUGGCUCUCUUAAUCUGCUCUUUGUCUACUUUGAUUUGUGAAUGUUGAAAUUUGUACUUAAAAUAAAAUUAUAUAUGUAAUA